AUGAAAGGACUCAAAAUUAUCACUAUCACCGUUGCAUUGGCUAUACUUUCUACUUCAGUUGUUUCAAUUCCCAUUAAAACCGACGUUGAAGCUCCAUCUGUGCCUUUGUUCAGCAGAAGAAUCAUUACAUCUGAAAAAGGAGUUCAGGCUGAUGCUUCUGUAUCUGUACUAAAAAGAAAUGCUGUCGUCAAUGUUAAUGCAGAUGAUGUUGCUAAUGCAAGCUCAAAUGAAAAUGGAACUAAUGUUAACGUUGGUGCUGACGAUACCAACGCUUCCGUAUCCGCAAAAAAGAGAAAUACUGACGUUAAAGUUAAUGCAGAUGAUGUUGCUAAUGCAAGCUCAAAUGAAAAUGGAACUAAUGUUAACGUUG
Funneliformis mosseae is the source of this 370-nucleotide messenger RNA. The record is from the annotation of a GenBank genome assembly. Lineage: Eukaryota; Fungi; Glomeromycota; Glomeromycetes; Glomerales; Glomeraceae.